AUGAAAACAAUUGAAGAAUUUACUGAGAAAGGCAAAAUUUCUGAUUUCCGAAUUCUUGCCACGGACAAAUUUUUAAUGCAAUACUUUUCUGAAAAUAAUUUUCCAAUGAAGAUUCCAACACUAGGUGCACCUAAUAUGGCAACAGAUUUUACUUACCAAAACAUGUCUAUCACAUCGUUGAUGUCGAACUUAGCCAUAGUGUCUCAAAAUUUAUUUGAGUUAAACAAUGACGCCCUUAAGAACAUAAGGUCGACAUAUGAAUAUAAUUUCUUGAUGCUCAAUAGUGAAGAUAUAACUACUGCGCUUCAAGAUUUUUGUAAUUCUAUAACAAAAAUAUUAUUGUAUGAAGAUAACAAUAAUAAUACUAUUGUAAUUACAAUAUCAGUAAUCAUUGGUAGUUAUUCAACUUUGAUCAUAAUUUAUCUCAUUACUACCAAUUUGAUUAUCAACACCAAAAAGAAAAUUAUUGGAAUCUUUGCGAAAAUACCUAAGGAUGUUGUGGGUAAUCAGUUUCACAUUCUUGAAAAGCAAACAAACCAAAAAUCCACUUCUCAUACAAGAAGUAUUUUCAAUUUUUCAAGGAAAAUGGUGAUAAUAGUUUGUGUUGUCGCGAGCUUGACAAUUCUUUCUAUGGCUGUUUCAUUUUACGAAGCCUUUAAGGCCGCAUAUGAAAAUAAUGUGGCAGUAGAAAAGACACAAUAUGUGACUCAAGUGUUGUCCUCAACAAGCCAUCAACAAGCUAAUAUUCUAGCUUGGACAUUUGACAACUUUUCCCAAACAACUCAAAAUAUGGCCUUGAGAAAGCAAAUUCUGUUAGAGCAACAAAAUUUAGAAAAGUCAUGGACUCUCUUGAGAUUUGGAACGCUUGAGGGAAUAUGCACCAACACAUCAGCCAAUUGUGAACCAGGUUUAGAUACUCUCAUGGAGAGCUAUGCUCUUUCUGUAAACGCUUUGUUUUAUAGUAAUAGCACUACCUUGCUACAACCUCUCACAUCUCAAUUAAUUGAACUAUCUGGCUACAUUUUCAAAUCAAUGAAUCAUAUUAGCGAUGUAAUAUUACAAUCAACAAUUGGACUUAGAGUUCCCAUCUCCGUUGCUGUAUCUUGUACAGGAAUUGCAUUAAUAAUUGUACUUAGUAUUUUUCAUUUUUCACAACUUGAACAACAAGCAGAAGAGAAUUAUCAUCUAAGAAGGCUGUUGAAUAGUUUGCCAACUGAUACUAUUUCUCAAAUUGAAGAAAUCAAGAAAUUUGUUCUUUAUAACAGCUUAGCAGAGCGUAAAAAAGAUUCUCACAAAGCUUCAAAAGUACAAGUAAUCUUGGAUGGAAGUAACGAUGGAGCUAUUGUACUGAAACCAAAAUCUACUAUGAUUGAUAUUAUUAAUUCAACAGCAUUGAAAAUGCUAGGAUAUAAUUCUGGAGAGUUGUUGGAUUUGAUGGCAAUAUUUGGGGAAGGAGAGAGUAGAAGCAAACUCUCCAUGAUUUUAGAAGUCUUUUUUUCAUCCAAACAAAGUUUGUCGGAAUACAUAGAGAUGGAAGCUCUCAGGAAGAAUGGCUCAACUCUUGCUGUUGGAGUGUCAAUUAGCGUAUACACAUAUGAAAAUAAGAAUUUAAUAACCGUUUUAUUAAGAGAUAUUACGUCAGAAAAGAAGCAUAAAUUGCUGUUAGAAGAGGAACGACAAAAAAGUGAUGCUUUAUUGCUCAACAUAUUGCCUGAACGUAUUGCAUCAAGAUUGAAGGCAGGAGAGUCAUGCAUUUCCGAAAAAUUUGAUGAUAUUAGUUGUUUGUUCUCUGACAUGGUUGGCUUCACAAAAAUGUCAAGCGGUUUAUCCGCUCACGAGUUGGUUCAAUUACUCAACGCUAUCAUCAAUGGUUUUGACCAUUUAAUUCCAAUGUUUGGUCUAGAAAAAAUCAAGGAUGCUUAUUUCUGUAUUGGCGGUAUUUCUGGGCAAUCCAACCACCCUGAACAAAUAAUACUCUUUGCCCUACACAUGCUAGAUGUCAUUGCAAAAUAUAACAAACAAAAUAACAAGAGCCUAAACGUUAGAAUUGGCCUUCACGUUGGACCAAUAAUUGCAGGAUGCAUUGGAAAUUUAAAAUUUGCAUAUGAUCUUUGGGGAGAAACUCUUAACAUUGCUCAAGCAAUGGAGAGUAAGGGAUUUCCAGGAAGGAUCCAAGUAUCUCGUAAAAUGUAUGAGAGAGUGUAUGAUAUUUUUGAGUUUGAUGAAAUUAAGGGCGUUGAGAUUAAACCUUCCGUCGUAAUGACCACUUAUUUACUCAAAGAAAAACAUCAUGAUAUUGCAAGCUUCCAUGUUGGGUCGGAUCAGUCCUUUGAAAAGAUGUUUUCUAAAGUUAAUCUCCAUGAACCCACUUCUUAUAACUUUAAAAAGCUAAUUAUGGAUUCCACGUUCACAUCCCUUUACAAGGAAUAUCUCUCUGGGUCGGCAUUUCUUGACAUGUUAGUUUUUUACCAACACGCCAUGGAAUAUACAAACAAUGCUAGCACUCCUGUUCGAUUUGGCAUUUCGAAACAGCUGGUGAAAGAAUAUCUUGCUGAAACAGCUCCCAAGCGUUUAAAGUUCAAGUUUAUGCGGAACGCUUUUGGACCAUUCCAACUCAAAUUCCAAGAAUGCACGGAAGACAAUUGCCCUACAGAUCUGUUUGAAAAUUUCACAAUUCUGUGUAUGAAGCAUUUGAAGGAAGAAUUUGCUAACUUUUUAAAAUCAAACAACUUUGCAAAGUUUUUGGAUCAAAAACGAAAAAACCCAGAAUCGCUCAAAGCUUGUCUAAGGGGAGAAAAUGACUCAAGUACAACAGACGAGGAAGAUGAAAAAGAAUUCCUUCUAUUCUGCCAAAAAUGUGGCACAGAGAUUAUCAAUAAGGAGAAUCACCGAUUCAAUGAUUGGGAGUUUAAUCACAGAAGUGAAAUUUUAUAUGAUAUGAAUCAAUGGAGAAAGAUAUUUGAAAUUAGUGGAGGAGCAACCUAUUUCUCCCCUCCGGAAACUCAUAACCAUCUCAGUAACAGCCGAAGACAUGUUCAAGUGAAAUAUGUUUAUGAAAUGAAUUGUAGUCACGAAGAGCUGUUUUAUGCUUGGAUUGAUGAGGAUUCGUUUUCGACAAGAUUUGAGAAAAUUAUAUCUUCUGUCAAAAUUGAUUUUGUCAAGGUUGCAAAAUAUGCUCAUGCUGUAUUUCAUGAGAUUUACAAGAUGAAAUAUUUGCAUCAGACAAAGAGAGAGCUCGUGCAUGCGUAUUGUUGUAGGUACGAUCCUACGAAGGACGUUUAUAUGUGUGUGACAAGGUCCAUAAAUAAUGCAAAAGUUCCAGAAACAGACAAAUAUGUUAGAGCAGAAAUUAAGACAGCAUUCUUGGUUGAGAAGGUGACAGACUCAAAAUGUAGAUAUUAUUAUUCUGUCAUAUUUGAUCCAAUGGGAUGGCUAAAGCCUGAAUACUAUCACGAAUCCAUCUACAAGGAAACCCCACAAAACAAUUUCCACAUGAAAUUAUUGAAAUUGGUCGAUAAGAGAUCGAAAGAAGGAAGAAGCAUUCCCAAAGGACCUCUAUUUGAUUCACUCACUUAUUAUAUCAACCAGACUCAGCAAGAGAAGAAAAAGAAGACUUUAAACAUUACCAAGGAGGAGAACGUUGAGGAUCCACAACAAGUCUCUGUUUAA
Naegleria lovaniensis is the source of this 3669-nucleotide messenger RNA. RefSeq lists its product as uncharacterized. The transcript has 12 exons. Gene Ontology annotation, biological process: cyclic nucleotide biosynthetic process; intracellular signal transduction. The coding region runs from base 1 to 3669 and encodes 1222 amino acids. The record is from RefSeq and is a predicted model, not a curated record. Lineage: Eukaryota; Heterolobosea; Eutetramitea; Acrasida; Naegleriidae. Gene Ontology annotation, molecular function: lipid binding.